UUCUCAGAAUAGCUUCGACCGACGAGCGGCACGGCACGGAUUUCAAAAGUUUUCUCGUCGUGAAAAAGAAUCGCGAACAACACCUCAAGACGACAAAAGAAAUUUCUGCGGCGGAGGGGGCGGGCGAUUGUGUGCAUAAGGAAAAGUGCAAUGGCGUUUCUGGCAGAGUAAACAAACAGAUCAGAUCCCUUCCGAUGCGAUCCGAUUGAUCAUUUCCCCAGUACGCGCCGCAGAAUGAAUCUGAACGAAUCGGCAGCGCCAGCAGCAACGCAGCAACCAAUGUAUCCACAACAACCACCGCCAAAACCACUACGUGCCCGCCAUAAAGCAAACGCCCUGCACUAUGAAUCCUUGCCCACGGCACCGCCGGCCAUGUGCGGCCGCACCGAGGAGAAUAUCUUCCAGUUUCCCGCCGUGGCCUCACGUGCCCGCAAUCUCUCCGCCUCGCCCAACUUCGAGCGGCGCGAGGUCAAGGAUUUGCCGGUGUGCGAGCAUGGAAAACACUCGUGCUUCUUCUGUCAGCCUUUUCGCGCGGAUCGCGGCACCAUUGAGCCGCUUAAGACUCGCCUAAACUCUGCCAUCGAGGCCAUGGAUGAGCUGACGCGCACGUAUGAGCUGCUGGAAGGAUUCCUGGAGCAGAAGCUGGCCACCAUCGUAGACAACGAGGCGGGGGAGAAGCAGGCGGAGGAGCAAGCAACGACAAGUGCGGCCGCAGCUGCCACGGCCAGGCCAAGGCAGCCGCCAAGGGCCAUCACCAACGACACGGAGUUCGAGCUGGAACACUCCCUCACCUGGCUGGAGUCGCUGAUGGGCACCGAGGUGGUGCCAUCCUUCAAGCAAGGCAAAUUCAAGCGCAUACGCGAGCGGAGCAAAUCCAUGAUGGACGACGACAUCAAUAUGUUCAUGAAAGGCGAGCGAACCAUUAAGGCGAACUCAUCGCGUCCUUACCUGCUGCGACGCCAGAGCACGUACAGCGACAACAAGUCCAAGGUAUCCAAAUGGACAAAAGUGAAGGCGGCAUUCAAAUGGGAGCGAGCCAAUGUGCCACCCUCCUCUGGCUCGACAGGAGCACCAGAGACGAGCAUCCUUGUGCCGCUGAACAACGAGGUGGAGAGAUACCUCAAGGUUCCAAUUAGCCAGGCAGGUGGCAGCAGCUCGGCGGACAGCAUUAUAAGCUCCUCGUCCGGGCACUUUAUGAGCGACACGGGAGGCACGCCCGGCACCAUAAGCUCGGCCAGUUCCAUGGAUGAUCUCGAGGCUGGCUCACGUCAAAACAUUCGCCGCGACUCAUCGAAGAGCGAAGCACGCGGGGACUCGCGGGCCUCCAACUUUGGCGUGGAGCUCCGCAAGUCGUCCACCGAUGAGCGCCUGGAUAGUAUUAAGGCCGCUGCCGCACUGCCCACCAAAUCGUCAUCCAGCAAGUCGCUGCGUCGCUCCAAGGCAUUCUCGGACUUUGAGGUGCUGCCCGAGGAUCAUGUGGCGGAGAUCAAGUCCACCAGCAGUCGACGCCAGAAGUUGCCGCCGAGUCCUCUGAACCUGAAUCAGGUGUGCAGCGAUCUGCCGCAGCUGCAUUCGCCGCUCAAGAGUCCCAAGGAUAUGGCGAGCAGUCAGACCAUGCCACGCAUGCGGCGUGUCCACUCGCCGGGCAACUCAUCGGUGCCCAGCAGUCCCUCCAGACACUCGGAUUUCUUUGGUGAAUUUGAGAGUGAGGAUCUGUCCAGCGGCGACUUCUCAGAGCCGACAACGCCAAAUCGUAAGAAUUUCCCAGGUACCGAAGACGGGGAGGUAUUUCAACAUUAUCAACUUCUCGUACUCAAACUAGAUUCGGAUUUUAAGCGAAAGCAACGCGAGUUCGAGCGCUCUAGCGCCAGUAAUCGCAGUGUCAAGCUGUGCAGUGGCGGUGGCGCUGGCGGCGGCAGUGGCAAGCGGAGCAGCGACGAGCAUUCACCCACCCAGCUGUUGCACAGUGAUCUCAUGUCCACCGAGCAGCUGGAGCAGAAUCUAACGCCGCAGUUCAAGAAGAAGCUGCACAAAUGGCGGGCCAAGCAGCAGACCUGUGUCAGCCCCUAUGCCACCACCACGGAACCCUUGGCAGCCAGUCCCACGGCCAGGAGCCAGAGUGGCGAUGUGAAGCCCAAAAUCGAUUGGAAUCUGUGGAGCAUGGGCCAGAUGAAGCUCGAGGGACAAGGCCUCAGUGCUCUGCCCGACCAAAAGGAUUUGCCCGAAAAGUUUCAGAAAAAGUUGGAGCAAUGGAACCGCUUGAAGUGCACUCCUGGUGUUGGCAUUAAUUCGGACAACGAUUCGCUGAAGCGCGGCUCCAAGCACAGCCAGUCCACGUCCACACGUCGCGGAUCGGACGACGAUCGCUGGUACAAGCAGAAGGACAAGGAGAAAUUGUCGCGCCUCAAGGCCAUCGUGGCACCCGAUCACGCGUGCAAGAAGAUCGAAGUGAAGACCUCCGACGGUGAGGUGAUGAAAUUUGAGGGCAUCUCAAGGAAGUUUACGCGCAAGCUCUACGAAUGGGAGAAGGCCAGGGGCAUAGGGCCGGAGGCUUCCACUUUUGCCCUGCUGCAUCCCGGCUACUGUCCCAUUGAUGUGCGGCGCAUCAACAAGGAGUGUAACAAAGCCACUGCAGAGCACUCGCCCACACUCAGCCGUUCCCUUUCGCUGGACAGUGUAUCGCCGAAUUGCAACCAAGGGCAGGCCAUCUCGCAGCAGGCCUCAUCGCUGUCGCUGAAUGAUGUCAACGAACAUAUGAAGGAGAUCGAGGACAGCACCGAUGCCCUCACAGAUCACGAGUGCAAGCGUUACGAGGAGCCCGAGGCGGUUAUGGUGGAGGUGGAGGAGCACAUACACGACACUGCCUCGCCGCUGGUCACGGCCCACACGCUGGUGGAGCAGCAGACUCCGAUCUACAAAUACGAGGAGGUGCAGUGCAAUGACUAUGUCAACUCUCGACGCGUGCAGAGCUUCGAGUCGCACACGAAUCUGGCCCCCCUGCUCGGCGCAGUGAAACGUGCCGACGAGCUGUUUGGCCAUCUAAAGAAUGCCUCGCCGGACCUGCUGGAGCACAGCUCGGUGCGGGAGUGCCAGGCCGCUUUGCUCAGCAUUCGCAGCAUUUAUCCGUACUACUCCAAUAACCUGAUGAAGGCCACCGUGCUGAAUGCCAUAUCCGAUGUUCAGAGCGAACUGGGACGCCUGGCGGAGCUGAGCCAAAAGUCGCCACUGGAUGAGGCUUGCUGUCAGGAGACAAUGGAGGAGCGGACGCAGGAAUACCAGGAGGAGUUGCAGGGGCUGCUCGAGUCCCUGCAGUGCCUCAAGCUGAGCAUACAGGGCGGCACAAAUCGUUAUCCUCGGGACAUAGUGCCGGACAUCAACAUCACCAGCGAGGAUGGACAGCAGCUGGAGAGCAGCUCCGCGUAUGCCACCUGCGACAAUUCCAGCCGAGAUCAAUUGGCCCUCACGGAUCACAGUGCGGCCUCGCCCAUGGAGCACGAGACUGAGACCAGCACCACAACGGGCACCCUUUGCCGCUCCAACAUGGCCACGGCCAGUGCCAGUGUCAGUGCCAAUGCCCCCGCCAAUGCCACCAAGAAGAAGGUGGUGCGCCUGCGCAAGAUGGGUUCACGGCAGAACAGCAAGACGGAGAGCGACAGCAGCGAUGCGGAUACGCACAGCGUCCUGGAGACACCGCGUCGCUUGCGCCGCAAGAACUUUCGGGUGAAGCAGCGCUCCUUGGACGAUGAUUUCCGGCUGAGUUCCUUCACGGCAACUGUCCCGAAUGAGGCAGAUGCCACAGAGGAUGUCAUCUAUGGCUCCCUCAAGGUGAAACCUGGUGAACUUAUCGAACAGAGUCAAUGCAUUGCCCCAGCAACUGCUCCUCCUCCAGUUCCUCCUGCUGCUGCAGUUCCACCCAUAAAGCUGGGAGGAUUUGUGCCACCUCCGUUGCCGGAGCCCCAUGCCCGUACAUACAACGCGAAUGUCUUUGUGAAGACCAAGCGAAAGAUCUUCACGACCAUUGCGGAGCCGAGUGCCUCCGAGGGCAUUGCACUCAUCGAAAAGGAGCUGGACAGCCCCACGCACAGCGUCGAGGAGAAGCCCGAGAAGUCGGAGAGAGUCAAGAACCAGCCACGGCCGCUCAAUCUGUACAAAUCCAUCAGCCUGGAGCGACUGUCGCCACUCCGGCCCAAGGUGGAGCUGCUGCGCAGGUGCCAGAGCAGCGAGGGCGUGCGACAGGCAGCACUCCUGGUCCGUCCACCGCUGGCCAGUGACAGCAUCCAGAGGCUGGCGCAGCUGCCGGCCAAGCGGCUGCCUGUGGAGCUGUCCAAUCCGCCCGUGCCGCCCCGAAAGGCGCAUCUCUACAAGAAGAACUCGCUGCACAAGUCGCACAGCGCCACCGUCAGCAACAACAUUGAGCACAAGAUCGCCAAGACCAGCUCCGGCUCGACCUUCUCCAAGGUUCAUGCGCCACUGACGCUGCCCAACCGGGAGGACAACACGCUGCCUCGCAUUCAGCGCAAGCUGGAGGGCAAGACGACCCCUUCGCUGACCCCCACCAAGGCCAAGCACUUCGAGUUCCCGCCACCACAGCUGGUGCUGCCCGAGCGUCCGGCCACGCCACUCUCGGAGCGAGCCAUUCGCCUGCAGCUGGCGAAGGCGCAGUUCCUGCAAAGUGCUCCGGUGACGCCACGGCAGGAGCCGCUCACACCCACGGCCAGAGGAGAUGCCUCGUCGUCGCUGCACAAGAGCAUCAGUGCUGGCAGCAUCCGAGGAGGAGCUGAAGCAGCUGCAGGAGCUGUGCAGCAGCAGCAGUACAAUCAGGAUGUGUCCACCGAUCAGGAGAGUGCCGGCAACUCCAGUGCCUACGACAGUCUGCCGCGCUCCGUCAGUCGGAGUGCAAAGAUCUCCAGCAAGCUUGGCUUUGCCACACUCACCUCCAAGCUGCGACGUGGCGGCAAGAAGCAGAAGGAGUCUUCUGCCUCACCCUCAACCAGUGGCAGCGUGCUCUCCGCACUCUGUCGCCAGACAUUGAUGGCCGAUGUGAUUGCCCUGCCCCUGGCCUACGGGGCGGAGAAACCACCGCCCAGUCCCACCGCCAGGAAUGUGCACAAGUCGCAGAGCACACCACAGGCGGCAGUUCCACCGCAGAUCAAUUUCGAUGGGUUGAACAAGUCGCUGAGCGAGCAAUAUGUGCGCCAGCUCAAGGAGAGCGACGUAUAGUCAGAGUCAGUCACGAGUCAGAUGUCCAGAAACUACAGAAUCUAGUCAUAGAUUUAAAUACUUUGUUGCAGAGGUUGACCACAAAUCUAGUCAGCAAGCAUAAUGCGUGAUCU
This is a messenger RNA of Drosophila subobscura, 5333 nucleotides long. RefSeq lists its product as uncharacterized. The record is from RefSeq and is a predicted model, not a curated record. The transcript has 13 exons. Lineage: Eukaryota; Metazoa; Arthropoda; Insecta; Diptera; Drosophilidae. The coding region runs from base 235 to 5220 and encodes 1661 amino acids.